Molecule: messenger RNA, 3063 nt
Organism: Aethalodelphis obliquidens (Pacific white-sided dolphin)
Lineage: Eukaryota; Metazoa; Chordata; Mammalia; Artiodactyla; Delphinidae
Gene: GSDMB
Product: gasdermin B
Exons: 9
Biological process (GO): defense response to bacterium; pyroptotic inflammatory response
Molecular function (GO): phosphatidylinositol-4,5-bisphosphate binding; phosphatidylinositol-4-phosphate binding; phosphatidylserine binding
Source: RefSeq, a predicted model, not a curated record
UAUAUCUGUCACCUGUGUAUAUCUAUCAUCUGUGUAUAUCAUCUGUGUAUGUCUAUCAUCUAUCUCCCACCUGCUCCCUGGGUCCAGGAGGAGGGAAGGGUUGGUUUCUUACCUUUGGCCUGUCUGCCUCCACCCCAGCUAUAAUGUGGCUUAUCUAAACGCCUGAGAGGUGGGGCACUUAGCUUUCCAGUUUUUUUUGUUUUUUUUGUUAUUUUUUCAAUUCCCUUUUUAUAAUUUCCUGAGACACAGUGGCCAGGAACUGUGCAGAGAUCUUACACAGAGGGGACUCUUUCAACCUCCAUUUUUGGUGAGUAGCUGAGGACAAAAAAAGAGGGUGGCCCCUGAGAUGGACUGUGGGCCCUGGGCACAGCCUUUCCAUAUACCCAGAUGAAUUCCUAGGUGGGGAGUGAGUGGAGAGUUGGCCACCAUGAUGGGGGCAGGGGCAGAGAAGGGAGCAUGGGUGAGUAGGUGCCUGGGCUAGCCAGAAGGGACUUAGGGGAAGGCGGCCAGGAAGACUGUGAGGGGUGAUCUGGCCUCAGGAGGGUGACAGAGGAGCCUGAAGAAAGGGAAGGAGAUGCGGAAUGAUUGAUGGAAGGGGAAAGAGUAAGAAGGAUUUGGAGGAAAGAGAGCCCGAAGGGUCCAACGUGGUGGGGACACAAGAGCUGCUGCUGAACAGAAAUGGGGGAGGAGCAGCUGUGUCAGGCUGGCCCCGUGGUGGGCCCGUGGAGCGUCCCGCAGGGCAGGCAAGAUGGAGACAACAGUAGACCAGGAGAGGGUGAAGGGGAGAGUGGGUGGAGGGAGAUGCCCCAGGCGGGGUUUUGGGAUUCAUUUUAUUUUACCAAGUAUAAGGGGACCCUUCAGAAGUUGACCAGAAACUGAGGAGACAGGACUUGGGGGCGGGGGGCUGUCCAGAGCACCUAGCUCCCAGCCACUCUUGAGUACAAAGGUAGAGCACUACUUUUUCUCUUUUGUUUCCUUCUGAGGCCAGUUUAUGACCAUCUCACUGGGAAAUGGUUGGUAGGGGCAACAUCCAACUGCCUUGCAGAACAGGAAAGGGGGGGUGGCCCAGGGGUCAGAGCGAAGCGAGUCAUCUGUUGGGGUUGGUAAUGUGAGGUCCGGCAGUCAUGCCCCUCAUCUCUUCCUGGGUCCUCUUCAUCAGCACUGGUGAGGGUCUGGCUGGGGAUGGUGAGCCUACCUUCCCACCCAUCAGGCCCCUCUGAGCAAGGGGCAACUCUGCUGUGGGAGAUGCAGAAAACAGAUCUCGCUUUCCUUCUGGGCAAUCACCACUCCAGCUUUCCUCCAGAAAGUUUCCACAAGGGGCAGAGGAGAAUCCAGCAUUUGUGAUGGCCAUCCCACCUUAGUGUGUAGUGACCACCACACCUUCUGGAAACAGGGAAGGCAAACCGUUCUGGUUGGCCUAGAACUUUUGGAUCUUUCUUGACCCCAAGCUGCCAAAGGUAGAAGAUUUAAAAACCUGAACUAAUAUUUCCCUCCCCCAAACUGCAAUGGGCUUCCUUUUCCCAGUUGGUCCAGGCACCAUGCUCGCGGUAUUUGAGAAAAUUGCAAGAGCUGUGGUCCAACACGUGGACGCUGGUGGGGAUAUGAUCGCUGUCAGAAGCCUCAUUGAUGCUGACAGAUUCCACUGCUUCUAUCUGGUGAAGGAGAGGAGACGUUUCUUUGGAUACCAAUACGAUAAGAGAGACCUCACCCUGUAGGACAUCCUGGAGAUGGACAAGGGUGAAGGGCUGUUUGAUAAGCUGGUUCCUGGGCUCCAAGGUCAAAAGGUUAAGUCCCAAGUUAUGGACAGCGUAGACUCAAAGGGAAGUUUGACAGUGAAAUUACCCAAAGAAAAAACACUUGACGUGGGAAUAACAUUCUCCAGGUCCCCAGAGCAGGGCAUCGAGUUAUCAAAGACCUGGAUACUCCAGAAAUUCCUGGAUUCCCUUAAGAACAAAAAGCUGAAGAGGAAACUGACCCCUAUGUUCCAAUCAAUCCAGGCAAUGAGAGAAGACCUUUAUCUAGUGACGGAAACUCUGAAGACAACAAAGACUGUAAUCCUGAAAAGUGAAAAGCAAUAUAUUUUUUGGGACCCGAUGAAAUGUUUUGGCCUCCGAUAUGAACACAAGAUUAGGAUCCUGGGAGGUGGGAACUGUGGGAGAGCCAGCUCGGCUCACCCACUGCAGGUCGGGGGCUGCCAGCCCAGCCGCCGUACUCUUCAGCUCUUCCUUCACCAAACGGAAGUGAGCAUCACCCCUCAGAAGGUCCUGGGCUAUCGAGUAAAGCAGCUAGUCUUCCCCAACGCAGAAAGUAUGGAGAAAGAUGGCGGUUCAUCUUGUACUGGGAAGUCCUUGAGUUUGGAGGAUUUCCCAAGCGUGAAGGAGAGGAUGCAGGACAUGGUGCGAGUCCUCCAGAAUCCGACUGAGGAGCGAAAAGAGGUGCUAAGCUGCUUCACCAAGUGCCUCAGCAAGGAUGAAGAGCUGCAGGAUCUAGAGCGAAGAAUAAGAGGCCCAAGGAAGAACUGGGGCAGAGAGAGGGAGGAGCCAGUGGGGAGACAACCUGCUAUAAUGGGACUGGGCUUAUCUCCCCCAUCUCCUGGUCCUAGGUGUCUGAGGUCCGGCGCUCCAGGGAGCUACAGAUGGAAGGCCCAGCAGGUUCUGUCAUGCAGCCUUUUUAACGCUGCUGGGAUCUUAAUAUUCCAUUGUAUAUACGCUGCUGGGAUCUUGAUAGAGGAGCACACAGAAGCCAUUUCAGAUUUCUUGGAUGACUUGAUUGAGCUGUCUGAGGAGGGGCAGCUUGUAGCUGAGGCCCUAGUUAAGGGGACCCUGCCCCUUUUGAAGGACAAGGUGGAGCCUAUCCUGGAGCAGAACCAGGGUGAGCAGCCCCGUGACGUGGGCUGUGACCCUGAGGCACGGACUCUCUGUGCCCUCUACGCUGUUGUCUCCAUCCUGCUGCAGCUGGGUGAGAAUUCUACCUCUGUGUCUUCCUAAUACCAUGUCAGCUCUUUUUUAAAAAAUAACUUUAUUUAUUAUUUAUUUUUGGCUACGUUGGGUCUUCGUUGCUGUG